Molecule: messenger RNA, 3070 nt
Organism: Oreochromis aureus
Lineage: Eukaryota; Metazoa; Chordata; Actinopteri; Cichliformes; Cichlidae
Product: zinc finger and SCAN domain-containing protein 12-like
Exons: 3
Coding region: 193-1422 (409 amino acids)
Source: RefSeq, a predicted model, not a curated record
AAGUAGCGUUAGCUUUUCCUCCGAGCAGAGAGUGUGUUGUUGUGUGAGCCGAGUGUGUGAGCCGAGUGUGUGAGCCGAGUGUGUGAGCCGAGUGUGUGAGCCGAGUGUGUGAGCCGAGUGUGUGAGCCGAGUGUGUGAGCCGAGUGUGUGAGCCGAGUGUGUGAGCCGAGUGUGUGAGCUGUGGCAGUAACAAUGCCUUCAGUUCAGUAUCUGAGAGAGUUUAUCAACGAGCGACUAACUGCUGCUGCUGAACAAAUAUUCUUGGAGUUUGAAAAAACGAUCGUCCAGUACGAGGAAGAGAUCGACCGUCAGCGCAGACUGCUGGAUAUCACCUGGAAACCCCAAAUCAAGCUGCACAGGACAGAUGUCCCAGAGCAGCUUGUCUGUGAGGAGGAGGAGGAGGAGGUUCUCCCUGAGCAGCAGCUCUGGAACCAGGAGAGGAGCUCCCGUGUGGACCAGGAGGAACCAGAACCUCCACAGAUUAAAGAGGAACAGGAGGAACUGUGCAGCAGUCAGGAGGGAGAGCAGCUGGGACUGAAGGAGGAGACUGAUACCUUUAUGGUGACUGCUGCUGAGGAAGGAGAGCACAGUGAACCAGGAGGAGGCAGAGAGCACUUCUUCUCACAAGGUUCUGAGACCUUUAUGCGUAUUCAGUCCCAAUCCAAAGAAAUUUCAGUUCCAGAUGUUCCACAGCAGCCCGUCUGUGAGGAGGAGGUUCUCCCUGAGCAGCAGCUCUGGAACCAGGAGAGGAGCUCCAGUCUGGACCAGGAGGAACCAGAACCUCCACAGAUUAAAGAGGAACAGGAGGAACUGUGCAGCAGUCAGGAGGGAGAGCAGCUGGGACUGAAGGAGGAGCCUGAUACCUUCAUGGUGACUGCUGCUGAGGAAGGAGAGCACAGAGCAAACAUGGAGCAGCUCCUCUCUCACAGCUCUGCUGUAGAUCAUGGAGAAAGCAGGAACGUUGAUUCAACUAGAAAUAAAGUGUUAGCACCAACGAGACAUCUUAGGAACAAAAGUCACAGUAACGGUGUAGACCCCCACAUGUCAGAGAGCCAGUGCAACACUGACACAGUGAAAAAGCUCGUAACAUGUGAUGUUUGUGGCAAAGCCUUUAAGAGAAGGUCCCGAAUGAAGGACCACUACAGGAUCCACACAGGUGAGAAGCCUCAUUCUUGCAAAACGUGUGGAAAAAGCUACACUCAGAGGAGCGCUUUGACUGUCCACAUGAGAAUCCACACAGGCGAGAGGCCGUACCCCUGUAAGACAUGCGGGAAAAUGUUCACGUACAGUAGCAUUUUGUUGGCACACAUAAGAACUCAUACAGGUGAGAAGCCGUACCACUGUAAAAUAUGUGGGAAAGUGUUCACGUACAGCAGCCAUUUGUGGCGCCACAUGAAGAGUCACCCAGGUGAGAAGACGUAGUUUUCAAAGUUUAUUAAAGGAAACUGUGAAAGUCAGGAAAUAUUAAGUGUUUGCUGUGUACGACUGGAUUACUGUCAACUACUGCUGAAUCAGAGUGAGUGUAUGAGAGUGAUUUUUAUGUGUAGCAGCACAGGAGAAAGAAGUAAUGCUUGUGUCAAACAGACAUUGAUGGUCCUCACAGAGCAGUUUUGAAAGGAGCCCAAAUGAAGGAAGUUUUCACUUGUACUUUUUGGGGUUGGCCUGUAGGGGGUGCUCAUGAGAAGGCAGCAGGGGAGGACUCAGCAUCUGGAUUGAUGUUUUUCUAACUAGUCUUGUACUGUUGUGUAGUUAGUGAAGUUAAUCACACCAGUAUAAUGUGAAGGCUGGGUUGCCAUGGUAACACCAGGAUACUUCACAGAUUUUGUUUGGAGUUUCCCAGGGUGCAUCAGGAGCUUUUUAAUGAAAAGGUUGGAUUUUAAGUUCUGAACAAUACCUGAAAAGUUUAAUAAAAAUAAAGCCGGCCUUGAACUGAAGGAACGAACCCUGAUCCAUGUUUGUUGGAUGAUCUGAGUGGGCUUUAUCCAUGACUACUCCAUCACUCUGGUCAGGAAUGGAUCGACAGCAUGUUCAGCGUCUUCGUCUGAAACUGGUUUAUCAUCAGAUUUUAAAUCACUGAUGACUGGAGAAUGAUAAAGUUUAAGAAGCUGAAGGAUCCGGACUGAUGUGUGAUUAUCGUUCAAAUAAACGAGGGAAACGUUUCAGCCAAACUACAGAUUCAAGAACUGCUUGGAAACAUGUUUCAGACUGAAAGCAGCUUCAAACUGUUCAUGAAGAAGCUCAGAGUUUAUUACAUGUGAUGUUUCUGAAGCCGCAGUUCAAACAGCUGAGCUUUUUGCUGCUGGAUGAACAGCUGUGUGCUUUUACAACAGCUGGAUGUUUGUGCUUCUGUGUUAGUGACAGAGAGACAGAGGGCUGGAUGUGGUGACUGUCAGUGAGUCUGAGUUAGUGUCUUGUCACCAGUGGGAAUGAGUCUCUCUGUUAAUAUAAAAGCAGUUUUGUGUGUGUGUGUGUGUGUGUGUGUGUGUGUGUGUGUGUGUGUGUGUGUGUGUGUGUGUGUGUUUUAAGUUUAAAGUGUUGAUCAGUUUGUGAAAUAUAAAAAAGCGUGAGGUUUGGCCGCUCGUAUCAUCCGUCUGUAUCACAUCAGCAUCACACUAAGAUGUAAUGCUGCUAUAUUUAAUAUCUGAAGUGUUUUGCUGCAGAAUCCUUUCAUAUUUGUACAAAACACACAAAUACUUUAACCUACUGCAAUAGAAUGGCAAUAAAAUAGUUAAAGAAAUAAAAUUCCUGCAUGAAUUCCUGUUGAUGGAGGCCUGAUUGUGCUCCUGAUCGUCACUGUUAGGUUUUCUUCCACACAGUUGACCUCCUGGCCCGUCUGCUGAACGCUGCUGUGCUCUCACUUCAUGUCUCAUUCUCUCUGAAUGCUGGAUUUCAUCUUUUAAACUGUGCCUCAGGCUUUUGACACACUCAGAUGUUGAAGUUUAGUUUCUGCCCAGCUCGAGUCUUUUUCUUAUUUAAUAGCACAUUAUUUAAUGUACCAUGAGAAAACUGAAGCAGAUGUACAGCGUGGAAAUAUGAAAGUCUCUGUGUAAAUAAAGUUUUUAGAACAUUU